UUAAGUGCCACGCAUCCACAGUGCAAUAAUAAACACAUGCUUCUUUAAGAGAAAACUCCAGACGGCCUGAAAUUAUCGGAGUGUCUGCUUUGCACUUGAGUGUGAUUGAGAUAUCAUCGUCACCAGUGCAGCCUGCUGGGAUUUGUCUCAGUAUCACCUGAAAUUCUACCCGGCACGAUUGGGUCUAAUUAUCACGGUGGUACAAGCUCAUUACACUUCACUCCUGUAUCACCAGAAGACAACCAAGCUCUCGGAUAAAUGUUCGUCAUCUGUAUGUUAAGGUAAUGAGUUUUGGAAUUUCACAAUGGCAGACACCAAUAGCAGCUUAAACUUUGUGGGGGAUUCUCUGUUCACAUACGAGGAGAGAGUUGUGGUAGCGGUUCUCGUUCUGAUAAUAUUCGUCUGUGGUACCGUGGGUAACAGCAUCGUUAUUCUGGCAGUCAUCCUAUCCCAGGAUUUGCAGAACAUCACCAACGUGUUCGUGGUGAGCCUCGCUACGGCCGAUCUUUGCUACUGCUUGCUGCUACCAAUCAGCAACGUGGUGGCUCUUCUCUCGAUAGAUGGAUGGCCGUGGGAAUCGGAGGCACUCUGCUCUCUAUCGGCCUUGAUGUCGUUUACCUGCGCGGGAGCCAGCCUGUACAACCUGGCCUGCAUCGCCCUAAACCGCAUGCUGCUCGUCAGGGGUCCGGUGACGGUCUACCAGUGGCUGUUCACGCCCAGGAAGAUUGUCUGCUUGGUGAUGUGUACCUGGGCCAUACCGCUAGCCGUCUUGCUCAUCCCGCUAAGUUUUGGUAUCGGCGAGCUGGGAUACGACCAGGGGGACAGCACCUGCAGUGACAUCGACUCCCAUCCACGGUAUGUCGAAUACCACCUCAUCCAGGCCUUCUGCCUGUACCCGAUCCCACUCUUAACCAUCGUCAUCAGCUACUCCCUGAUCUUCCUGCACGUCAAGCGACACUUCGAACGCAGGGAGGAGUCGUUCAGGGAGUCCCACGAAAUGGUCAGUCUGGAGGGGGAGCCGGACGAUAACACGCGCCAACUCGAGGCCCGCUUCAAAAAGCGCGUCAGCCGCCAGCAGUUGAAGAUCACCAUGAACCUGUUCAUGGUGACCUGCGCGUUUGUCUUGUUCAGCGCGCCCUACUCUCUGGCCUUGCUGUCACCGCACAACAGCCGUGUCUUGCUGUUUCUCUCCGUGCCGUUCACUUGCAACAGUUGCGUGAAUCCCAUCAUCUACACGGUCAACCAUCCACGCUUCAAUGGCGUCAUUCGCUGCAUUUUGCGAUGCAGGUUCGGGGAUAUACCAAGACCCUCCUAUCUUCUCGUGUCUGCACGUGCUAGGUUGAGGCCUAUGUAAAAGGAGUGACAGCCAUGUUUACCUAUUACUUUUGUUUAUCUGUAACUUUCGAGAAUCGGAAGUUAGUUGCCAACUCCUAAAUCAUGAGAACAAUAGAAAAGACUGUUCAGAGAGUGGAUUACAGCGGGCUUCGUCUUGAAAACUGACACGACAGGUAUUUGUGCCGUCAGUAUUACAUGUAGAGUCACAAUCAUAUUGGCCAAAAUGGUGGGAUCAACUUUUUGCAUUCUAUUGACUACUUUUAAACUGAUAAACAUUUUUGUGUGCCUAUGAUGUAGUUGAAGACACAGUUAGUAGACAUUGUAAGUAGACAAUACAACUUGUAAAAAAUGUCAAGCAAAAACAGAAUAAUUGAAACUCGUUCCCAACACUAUUAUUACUAAUAUUAAUGCCGGCCAUUUCAAUCGAACUUCAUAAUUGAAGGAAAUAUGUGUCUAGUAUGUUUCUGACAUUCUGGGACGUAAUUUGUUUAAAUCUCAUUUGACUAUGCACAUUUAAGCGUAGGCCUACAACUACAAAUAGACUAAUCAAGAUCCACUGCUUCGUCUUGAUGCCGGAGAGCUUUGAACUACCGAAAUGGGCAAUGGACAGUGACAGUUCAAUAACGUUAAUUCAUUUCAGUAACGGUCCGAUCGUUAAAAGAUGCAUUAUGGUAAACUAGAUGUAUACAUGCUUUGACGUAGGCCUACAUAGUGUAGUAUGCUCGGGAAAUAAUCCCCGUGAGUUCAUUAUUGAUGUGAUGUUUCCCCCGGGAUGCUUUGCCGGCUAUAUGACACAAAUACGGUUUGUUUUUGGUAUGCAUCAUGAUCUGGCUAUGGUACAAACAAAAAUAUUAGCUGAAAUACUAAUCUGACGUAACUUUUCGUCUUCUACAAGCUUACAGUUAAGUAGAGUUCAC
Molecule: messenger RNA, 2252 nt
Organism: Patiria miniata (bat star)
Lineage: Eukaryota; Metazoa; Echinodermata; Asteroidea; Valvatida; Asterinidae
Product: probable G-protein coupled receptor No18
Exons: 1
Coding region: 305-1354 (349 amino acids)
Biological process (GO): G protein-coupled receptor signaling pathway
Cellular component (GO): membrane
Molecular function (GO): G protein-coupled receptor activity
Source: RefSeq, a predicted model, not a curated record